AUGGGCGGCGCGGGGUGCCGUCCGGAUGAAGAAGACGUGUGUGCGACGCUGCUACGCAGCCUCCCAGCGUCGUUCGAAGGUUUGGUGCAGGCGUUCCGUAUGAGCGUCGGCAGGUUCACGUACGGAGACGUGAUGAGUCGAGUGUUGGCGGAGGACAUUAGACAGAAGGAGCAAGGCCGCAUAGAAGAGGAGACGGCAAUGUUAUCUGGAAGAGGAAGACAAGAAUGGAAGAAGAAGACAUUCGACAAGCGUGGGAUCCAGUGCUAUCAGUGCGGAAAACGCGGUCACUUUAAGCAAUAG
Messenger RNA from Peronospora matthiolae, 300 nucleotides. The record is from the annotation of a GenBank genome assembly. Lineage: Eukaryota; Oomycota; Peronosporomycetes; Peronosporales; Peronosporaceae.